Diaporthe batatas is the source of this 1107-nucleotide messenger RNA. RefSeq lists its product as uncharacterized. The coding region runs from base 1 to 1107 and encodes 368 amino acids. The transcript is spliced from 4 exons. The record is from RefSeq and is a predicted model, not a curated record. NCBI's taxonomy places the organism in Eukaryota, Fungi, Ascomycota, Sordariomycetes, Diaporthales, Diaporthaceae.
AUGGACCGGCGCUCAUCAUUGAAAACGGAUCACGAAACCAUGACGAUUUACCCAGCAAACACACCAGAGACGCUCAACCCUUUACUAGUCACAACAGUCUUUGGAGCGGUAGCACUUCUUAGCUGCAUGGUCCGCCUAUAUACCGUCCACGGCCGACAACAAGCCUUGCGAGAGGAAGAAUUUUUCAUGAUAACAGCUCUGAUCCUCACAUAUGUAUCCCUAGGACUACAAUGGGCCUGUGUCAUACGCGGCGGAACAGGACGGCAUGUCGCCGAGCUCAUCCUCCCAUUCGAGGCCCUGUACGGCCUCACGCUCAUGCUCGUCAAGCUUGCUGUCCUGCGCUUCUACAGCAGGAUAUUCGCCCCGAGCAAGUGGUUUACCUGGGCUGUGUGGGUCACCGCGGCGGCCGUGGUCGCGUGGAUGGCCUCGGUGGUCCUGGAGACCUUCCUCCUCUGCCGGCCUCUUGCCUACAACUGGGACGCGAGUGUCGAUGGGGUCUGUGGGAAUCGCAACGCCGUAUUUGUCAUUGCCGGCGUCACAAACAUGGUCACGGACUUCAUGGUCCUGAUUGUCCCCGUGCCUUGCAUCCUGAAGCUGCAGAUGCCCGUGGGGCAGAGGAUUGGGCUGCUGCUGGUUUUUGGCAUGGGUGUGCUCAUCAGCGCCAUUUCCAUUGUUCGACUGCGGUCCCUGAUGAUCAUCUCCUUCGACGACGCCACCUGGACACUGCCGAUGGGCCUGAUGUGGAGUGUGCUAGAGCCCGAGCUGGCCAUCAUCAACGCCAACCUUCCCCUGAUGCACCGCUUCUUCUCCAGGAUGAAAGCCAAAAUUUCAUCCUUGUCCUGGUCAAAGAGCACGGCCCAGAGCAGCAACAAGGACGAGUUCGACGCGAUCGGCGAGAACGGUAUCCUCCUGCGCACCAUCGGCGGUGGCUACAUGCAGAGGAGCAAUAUUGUCGUCGGGGUGGACGCGCCCCGGGUGAGCGAGGGCCCGAGUAUGACGGGCAUAGUGCAGCAGAGGUCCAUUCGUGUGGACUUUUCCGACAUCAAUUAUGGAGAGGUGGGCUCAGGUGGUGGUGGUGAUGGCCGUGCCCGUGUUGGUGAGGCAUAA